Molecule: messenger RNA, 1149 nt
Organism: Penicillium salamii
Lineage: Eukaryota; Fungi; Ascomycota; Eurotiomycetes; Eurotiales; Aspergillaceae
Source: the annotation of a GenBank genome assembly
AUGGCUUCUCUCUUUUUCUCCGCUCCGGUCGACAUCGAUGUCGUUCUUGAGGAUCUCGAUGAGCGCCAGACGGUCGAUGUCAAGCUGGACAAGGGCCGUCGCGAGCGGGUCCCUCUGUACAUGGACGGAGAGUCCGUGAAAGGCGCCGUGACAAUUCGACCCAAGGAUGGCAAACGAUUGGAACACACCGGUAUCAAGGUGCAGUUUAUUGGCACAAUUGAGAUGUUCUACGACCGAGGCAACCAUUAUGAAUUCCUUUCCCUCGUUCAAGAGCUGGCUGCCCCUGGCGAGCUCUUACACCCGCAGAGCUUCCCUUUCAACUUCAAGAACGUGGAGAAGCAGUACGAGUCCUACAAUGGCAUCAACGUUAAGCUGCGCUACUUUGUGAAGGUGACCGUCUCACGCCGCAUGGCAGACGUCGUCCGGGAGAAGGAUCUAUGGGUGUACUCCUACCGCAUGCCGCCCGAGAAUAACAGCCCCAUCAAAAUGGACGUGGGUAUUGAGGACUGCCUUCACAUUGAGUUUGAGUACUCCAAAUCCAAGUACCAUCUCAAGGAUGUGAUUGUGGGCCGUAUCUAUUUCCUGCUGGUGCGGCUGAAGAUCAAGCACAUGGAGCUGUCAAUCAUCCGCCGGGAGACGACCGGGUCUCCACCGAACCAAUACAAUGAGAGUGAGACGUUGGUGCGCUUCGAGAUUAUGGACGGUUCGCCAUCGAGAGGUGAAACCAUUCCAAUCCGUCUAUUCCUGGGCGGAUUCGACCUGACCCCGACCUUCCGUGAUGUGAACAAGAAAUACUCGACGAGAUACUAUCUCAGCCUGGUGCUGAUUGACGAAGGUAUGAAUGAUUCCUUACUAUAUCAUCAAUUACCGACGGCAAAUGAAAUUACCCUAAAUGCCGGAGUCCGACUCGGCCCGGGGCUGAAUGCUCGUCGCUAUUUCAAGCAGUCCGAAAUUGUGCUCUACCGCCAAGCCCCCGAGAUUGCCCCGAACGCCCAGAUCGCACAGCAACAGCAGAUCCAGCAACAGAUGCUCCUCGAGCAACAGCGCCAACAGCCCGCCCUUCCUCCAGGCUCUGCUACCGCUGGACCUGGAAGGGAAUCGGCACCCCUUCGCCAGGAACCCCAGCCUGUCCCUACGCCCGCUGCAUAG